AUGCUCAAGUCUUAUAAGACGUUUAUGUUUGAUGCAGAUGGUACCCUCUGGGAUUCAAAGGGAAUAAUAUCGGGAGCGAUAGAAUUUAUUCGUUAUUUGAAAGAAAGUGGUCGAAAUGUUCUCCUUGUUACAAACAAUAGCACAAGAUCGGUUGAAGACUAUUUAGCCAAAUGCAAAAAGCUCAGUUUACCGCUUGAAUUAUCAGAAAUUGUAUGUACUGCAAAUAUUACGGCCAAUUAUCUGGCAAGGCAGGGUAUCAAAGGACCUAUCUAUGUUGUGGGUCAGUCUGGAAUCGCUAAUGAAUUAGAUAAAGCUGGAAUUGAGCAUUUUGGAACUGGUCCUGAUACCACGCCUAUUGAUGACUUUGACGCGUCACAUUUACGCGAUGACGUUUCGGGUGUUAUUGUUGGAUUUGAUCCACAUUUUAAUUACGUGAAAGUCAUGAAGGCAACUAGUUAUAUUCUUCGAGGUUCUAAAUUCUAUGCAACUAAUGAAGAUGCUCUUUUGCCUUGUGAUGAAUUUGCUAGACCCGGAACUGGAGCCAUGGUUGCAUCAGUAAGAAAGGCGUCAGGCGUAGAGCCAAUAGUGUUUGGAAAGCCGUGUACAACCGUCUGGGACUUCGUUAAGAAGAAAUAUGGUGCAGAGGAAAAGACAUCAGUGAUUGUAGGUGAUAGAUUGGAUACAGACAUUCAAAUGGGCAAAGCGGCUGGUCUCGGCACAGUCUGUGUAUUGAGUGGAGUUACUUCCGAGGAACUUCUGUCGAAAGUUCAGGCUGAUCCUGCCCAAGCAGCUCUUCUUGCGCCUGACUUUGUCUAUCCCAGCAUCCGUGAAAUGCACAAACAAUUAUUGGAAGAGGAUAAGAAAUCUGCGUAG
This is a messenger RNA of Rodentolepis nana, 873 nucleotides long. NCBI's taxonomy places the organism in Eukaryota, Metazoa, Platyhelminthes, Cestoda, Cyclophyllidea, Hymenolepididae. The record is from the annotation of a GenBank genome assembly.